UGUUAAAGUUGGAGGAUGCUUAGUGUGAAGUGAAGAGAAUGUAGCAGAAAGAGAGAGAGAGAGAGAAACGACUCAACGAGUCUUUGAGGUGGGAAGUGUUGGUUUUUGCCAUCAAGGGAAUCAAGGAAUCUGUUGCGGGAUUUGGGAAGAAGAAGGUGAAAGUGCUGUUGGGUUUUCCUUGGGUUUCUUCUUUUGCAUGAGCUAAGGGACCAGCUUCUGGGAAACGGCUUUGAUUGAGAAUUGGACAUGAGUAUGCUGGUGGGGACAUGCUCGAGCCAAGGGAAGCUGAUAUACCUGCCCUUUUUCUGUUCUUGAUUGUAUUUCCUCUGGUUACCUACAUUUUACUUGGAAAAUGGAGUGAGGUCACAAAGAAGAAAAAGAGAGUAAGUUUGCUUGCUCAACUGGCUGCUGAAGAAGCUUUUAAAGCAGAAGCAAUGGCUGCUGCCAGUGUUAUGCCUCUUGUGUCUUCUUCAAAGAGUGGAAAUCAUGAAUGCGCCAGAUGCUUUGGUCCAGCAACAACCCGCUGCUCCAGAUGCAAGUCUGUUAGAUAUUGUUCUGGGAAGUGCCAAAUAAUUCACUGGAGGCAAGUUCAUAAGGAAGAGUGCCAGCAAUUAGAAACCCACAGCUCCAUUACAUCUCUUAAGGCUGCUGCAAUUGAAGAAUCUGUUCAUGAGAGGGUCUCAGUUAAUGACAGCAUGAACUCACAGUUCUAUGGUUCUGGUAUCAAGCAGACUGUGCUGGAGAAAGCUUCAGGUAAUAUAAUUAAUCCUUCAUUCAGCACUGGCGUGCCUGCCACCAAUGCUUGUUCCAGCAUUGAUACAUCUCAAAUUACCAUGAUGGAGAGAAGAACUGGAGACAAGUGGGUUUCCCGAAAAUCCAGCAGAGAAAUUCUGAAGAAAGAGGAUGUAGCCAUAUGUGGUUCUACUGAAGAGGUCUCUACUAGUAGCAAUACCAGCAUAACCUCUUCUGACGAUAUUUCAUUAAAGGAGGCAUACACAAGACAAAAGUUAGGAAACUGUGACUCUGUUGUAUCAGAAGAGGAAAUGUAUAAAAAAUAUAAUUUUAGUGCUCCUACUGCAUUUGCUCGUGGACAUACCUCCAGUUCAAUGCAUGAACGUCAUAAGUUGCAAAAUCAAAAUGGAAAUGUAUUUGAACCAAGAAGCAACUAUGGCAUCUCAAGUUCCUGUUCAGAAAAAAAUGGCACUAAUGGAUGUGAAAUUGAAAGGGACCAUAUUUCUUGUGGAGGAAAUUUACAUAGAGAGGGAAUAACUGCUAAUGAUGAAACAGGGGAGCCAAACUGUUCCCCUGGAAUAACCUCAAUCAAAAGAAGUGGUAAAUCCAAGACUGCAUUGCACACAUUAGGAACUAAAACAACCAAAUCACCAAAAGCAUCAAUGAAACUAUCGAGAGAAGAAACAUGCUCAGAAAUAGAGAGAAAGGGUCAAACUGCAGAAGCAACUAGAAUGAGUGAUUCUACUCCCAUCCUUGUGCCAGGAAACAAUGAGGUUACAAGCAUGGGAUUUAUGAAGAUGAUGGGUCUAAGGAAGCCUCUAAAACCCCCCAAGCAGGAUGCCUCAGAAGAAAGCAGUGAUAUACAUAAGAAAAUAAAGAUGCUAUUUCCUUAUGAAGAAUUUGUAAGAUUCUUUCAGUGCGAAGUUUUCAACAUAUCACCUAGGGGCCUUUUGAAUUGCGGGAACAGUUGCUACGCUAAUGCUGUUUUGCAGUGUUUAACCUGCACAAAGCCUCUCAUCAUUUAUUUGCUUCAGAGAUCACAUUCAAGAACUUGUUGUGUGACAAAUUGGUGCCUUAUGUGUGAACUUGAGAAACAUGUAAUGAUGUUGAGAGAGAGUGGAGGCCCUCUUUCUCCAAGUAGAAUCCUUUCGCAUAUGAGGAGUAUUAAUUGCCAGAUUGGUGAUGGAAGUCAGGAAGAUGCACAUGAAUUUUUAAGGCUUCUAGUAACAUCAAUGCAAUCUAUAUGCUUGGAGAAACUGGGUGGUGAAAGGGAAGUUGAUGCCAGACUGCAAGAAACAACCUUUAUACAACAUACUUUUGGUGGGAGGCUUAGAUCCAAGGUCAAGUGCCUGCGAUGUCAUCUCGAGUCAGAAAGAUAUGAAAACAUAAUGGAUCUUACCUUGGAGAUAUUUGGGUGGGUUGAGUCAUUGGAAGAUGCACUCACUCAAUUUACAACUCCUGAGGAUUUGGAUGGAGAAAAUAUGUAUCGAUGUAGAAGGUGUACUACAUAUGUUCGAGCAAGAAAGCAGCUGAGCAUACAUGAAGCUCCCAACAUCCUGACAAUUGUCUUGAAGAGAUUUCAGGAGGGAAGAUAUGGAAAGAUAAACAAGUGUAUUACUUUCCCUGACAUGCUAGAUAUGAUCCCAUUCAUGACUGGGACAUAUGAUGUUCCUCCACUUUACAUGCUGUAUGCUGUUGUUGUGCAUAUGGAUACACUAAAUGCAUCCUUUUCUGGACAUUACGUGGCGUAUGUGAAAGAUUUGCAAGGCAAUUGGUUCAGGGUAGAUGAUGCUGAGGUUCAGCCAGUGUCAAUGAAUCAGGUGAUGUCAGAAGGAGCGUAUAUCUUAUUUUAUAUGAGGUCUUGGCCCCGGCCUCCAAGAGCUUUUCCUAUUAAAGCUAUCCAGCAGCAAGCUCCAGCCUCUGCAAAGCACUGCUCUUCCAAGACACAUAAAUCCUCAAGGAGCAAACCCAGAGGUGACUUUGUUGGCCGAGAGCCAUCAAACCCCAAACGAGAGGUUGCACCAGGCUUUAGCAGCGCCACCUCUAAUGGAAUUCUUAGGAAUGGCCGGAAUGGGAACAGGACUUAUGUUGAGCCAAUCAGCCAGGAGUUCUCAGAUGCUCCAUCUAGUGAUUGGUCCCUUUUUACAAGCUCUGAUGAGGCAUCUUUUACCACUGAGAGUACUAGAGAUUCUUUCAGUACUGUAGAUUAUGCUGAAACAUGCAAUGUAGAUCCUAUCUCCUCAAUCUUCAAUACCUCAUAUAUGCCAGAAUACGCCUCAGGCAAUGCUGUCUCCUGUAGAAUGUUGUCAAAUGGUAAGCUGGAGACAAGGUAUGUGCAGGAGAAGAAGGGGUAUGUUUUGGACUCAUAUUUGCCAACCCAACCUGAUAAAACAUGGAAAGGAGAGAAUUUGAAACAGGUCAGUGUUUCAACCGAAUUCCCUUCUGAUUGCAACUGUGGCAUGUCUGUAAAAUAUGGGAGUAACCCAAAAGAUACUUUUGUUAGAACAUCUGGUUGUUGUAAACUCUAAUUGAUGGGUAGUCAAACUAAGUAGAUAACUUAGUAGGUACAAGCCAUGCCUCAAUUUUUUCCCUUUCAAUGCUAAGUUGAAUGGGGCAUGUGCAUCUUAUAUUAACACCCAAAGAAAUGGAUAUUCUUAAUUCUCUUUUGAAAUUACUGUAACAACUGUAAAGUGGCAGAUCUUCCUUCCUGGAGUCCAUUUAUAUCUAUGGAAGGUAUUUCCUGACGGAAAAUGCAUGUUUCAAAUUU
Messenger RNA from Vitis riparia (riverbank grape), 3499 nucleotides. Its product is annotated as ubiquitin carboxyl-terminal hydrolase 15. Gene Ontology annotation, biological process: protein deubiquitination. Gene Ontology annotation, cellular component: nucleus; cytosol. The transcript has 14 exons. Lineage: Eukaryota; Viridiplantae; Streptophyta; Magnoliopsida; Vitales; Vitaceae. The coding region runs from base 267 to 3260 and encodes 997 amino acids. Gene Ontology annotation, molecular function: cysteine-type deubiquitinase activity; cysteine-type endopeptidase activity. The record is from RefSeq and is a predicted model, not a curated record.